Molecule: messenger RNA, 1458 nt
Organism: Paramecium tetraurelia
Lineage: Eukaryota; Ciliophora; Oligohymenophorea; Peniculida; Parameciidae
Exons: 4
Biological process (GO): translational elongation
Cellular component (GO): nucleus; cytoplasm
Molecular function (GO): translation elongation factor activity
Source: RefSeq, a predicted model, not a curated record
AGAUUUAAGAUGUCUUUAAAACUUAAUUAUAUCGCUGGCAAUCCUAGAGCAAAUAAAAUCCUUGCUGCUGCUAAACUCGCCAAUGUUGAUGUUGCUUCCCACCUCUUAGAAUGGAAAGAUUUAGAAACCCCAGAAUUCUUAGCAAAGAAUCCAUUGGGCAAAGUCCCUGUUCUAGAGACCCCCGAAGGCGUUUUGACUGAAAGCAACGCCAUCCUUUAAUAUGUGGUCAGAGGUACUCCUUUGGUUGGUGCCAAUGAAUUCCAAUAAGCCAAAGUCAAAUAAUGGUUAGACUUUGCAACAGGUGAAAUCGAGCCAUAAUUGAUUUAACUCUUGUUGCCAGUCCUUGGACAUUUUCCAAUCAAUCCAACUUAAGCAACUUAAGCUCAUGCUGAAUUGGAUUGGAAAUUCAAAGUUUUGGAAGCUCAUUUCGCCAAUAGUAAAUACUUGGUUGGUGAUUAAUUGACAAUAGCUGACAUUAAUUUAGCUUCAUACUUUUAAGGAAUAUUCUAAUUCCUCUAUGGAGAAGACGACAGAGUUAAGUUAGUGAAUAUUGUCAGAUGGUAUAAAUAAGUUUCAGAACUUCCAGCUUUCUUAGAUUUAUUCGGAAGAACAAGAUAUACAAAGAAGGCAUUCCCUGCAUUGUAAUUCGCUGGACACCACGGUCAUGAACAUCAUGAAAAGAAGGAGAAGAAAGAGAAAUAACCUUAAUAAUAAUAACCAAAACAAGAGAAACCAAAGAAGGAGGAGAAACCUUAAAAGGCUGAAGAAGAAGAGGAAGAAAAACCAAAGAAGUAAGUCUGUGAAUUUGAUGCCUUACCACCAUCAACUUUCAAUAUUGAUGAUUGGAAGAGAUAAUUCUUAGCAUCAAAGGACUAAGCUGCUGAAUUCUAACACUUUUGGAAUGUCUUUGAUUCAUAAGGAUGGUCUAUCUGGAUUGUCAAAUACAUUAAGGGAGAAGGUGAAGGAAAAGUUCUUAUUUCCUUCAGAAACAAUUGCAAUGGAUUUUUACAAAGAGCAGAUCCACACUUUAAGAAAUGGGCAUUUGCUAUCCAUGGAGUCUAUGGAGAUGUUCCAAAUCUUGAAAUCAGUGGUGCUUGGAUCUGGAGAGGAACUGAAGUCCCAUAAUAUUUGAAAGAUCACCCAACCUUCGAGUAUCUUUAACUUACAAAGCUUGAUGCAACCAAAGCUGAAGACAGAGCCUUGUUUGAAGAAUACUGGACUCAAUAGACUGAAGAUGAAUCAAAGGUCUAAGGCUAAACAGCAAGAGCUUUAUAUUAUUUCAGAUGAUAAGUUAUCUAAAAUAUCGUACACAAUAAAUAGAAAUACAAAUCGUUUUUACUUCAAUAUCAUCUCUAAAUGCAUAUUGUUUAUGUCCUCUCCUUCUAUUUCUCUUAGAUUUUAAUGUCACAUUUAAAUUAUUAUAAGAAUAUUUUUAGAUUUAAUAUUUUAAAUGUUUAA